Tauraco erythrolophus (red-crested turaco) is the source of this 1818-nucleotide messenger RNA. The record is from RefSeq and is a predicted model, not a curated record. NCBI's taxonomy places the organism in Eukaryota, Metazoa, Chordata, Aves, Musophagiformes, Musophagidae.
AUGUUCGCCUUUCCUUUCACGGCGAGUCAGUCCUGUCUGGAAAGGGAGCGGAGCCCUGCCGUGUCGUUCAGCCAGGGAAACGGAGAAGCGCUCGAAGUGAGCAGUAAAGGCAAACGGAUACAACUCGUGGCUCGGGGGGAGGGGUUAAAAAUGCAGCUGCGGUUCUGGCCGGCUGUUCGGCCUCGCUGCGGGUCCGUGGGAGGGGAGAGCUGUUUUUACGUGCUGUUUUACCCAGCUUGUCUCCUACGUACACGCAGGCUCCUUGGGGAUGAGUUUUGCAGUGCUGCCGGGCCAGGUCGCGGGGCCCGUUCUGGGCUGGAGGAUAAAGCCCUGCUUGAGUCUUACAGGAAUCUUCUUGAAGGCAUUGAGGCUGUGGGUAGAGCUGGAGGGACAGACCCUCGCUUGUCUCCCAGGCCGGAUGCCGGCAAUGCAGCAAAGAGAAAGUUCAGAUUUCUGCCAGAGCUGGAUUUUGGUGCCCGAGUUCGCACAAUGCCCCUGUCAGAGAACACUGGGUUGCUGCGCAGUGUGUUUCUCCAGGUGCCUGAGAUUAUAAGCUCUAUUCGACAAGCUGGAAAAAUUGCUCGUCAAGAAGAGUUUCAGAAUAAUCUCUCAGAUGUUGAAGACCCUUUUGCCAAAAAGUUUGAGGUGCUGUUCUGUGGACGGGUGACAGUAGCACAUAAAAAUGCACCUCCAGCACUCAUAGAUGAAUGCAUUGAGAAAUUUAAUCGUGCAAGCUGUACGCAAAAAUCAGAUUUCAACUCAUUGUCCCAACAACAUGAAACUGCCAAUAGCUUUGGAGGCUUCUCUUUCAGCAACAAAUUUCGGUCUGUCUUCCAGCCCUUGGUCAGUGAAGAGGAGGAGAAAAGGCCAAUUAGGAAAUCCUUUUCUCAGCCUGGGCUUCGCUCCUUUGCUUUCAAGAAGGAUUUGCAAGAGGGAAGCCACAGAAGUAACAGCUUUGUCAGGUCUUUUGAAGAAGAUGCAAUUUCACUGAAUCUAAGAAGUCAACUUAUCUAUGGACACAGUGUUGUGCAGCCAACAGACAUUGCAGAAAACCGGACGAUGUUGUUUACGAUUGGCCAGUCUGAAGUUUACCUUAUCAGUCCUGACACAAAAAAAGUAGCAAUUGAAAAAAGCUUUAAAGAAAUAUCCUUUUGUUCUCAGGGAAUUAGACAUGUGGAUCACUUUGGGUUCAUCUGCAGAGAAUCUUCAGAAAAUGGAGGCUUCCACUUUGUUUGCUACGUGUUUCAGUGUACAGAUGAAGCACUGGUUGAUGAAAUCAUGAUGACAUUGAAACAGGCUUUCACUGUAGCUGCUGUGCAACAAACUGCCAAGGCACAGCCCCAGCUCUGUGAAGGAUGUCCUAUGCAAAACUUGCAUAAACUCUGUGAAAAGAUAGAAGGAUUACACCCUUCUAAGACUAAACUAGAACUACAAAAGCAUCUAACAACACUAAAUAACCAGGAGCAGGCCUCUGUUUUUGAAGAGGUUAAGAAAUUAAGACCAAGAAAUGAUCAAAAAGAGAAUGAGUUGGUUAUCUCUGUUUUGAGAAACAUGUAUGAAGAAAAACAGAAGGACCAUGUUCAUGUUGGAGAAGCAAAACAGACUUCACAACCUCCUGCUGAGAAUGCUGUAAAUGAGGUGCCCAGCAGUGCUCCGAGAUUCAGAUUAGAUAUGUUAAAGAACAAAGCAAAAAGGUCUCUGACAGAAUCAUUUGAAAGUAUUUUAUCACGUGGCAGUAAAGCCAGAGGUCCACUGGACAGUUCUGGUGCUGUGGAUUUGGACAGCUCCAUGUCCAGUAACUUAAGCAGCACAAGUAAA